UUGUAAUAUUAUUUGUAUUAUUAAGUAAUAAAGAAAUAACCGAUUGGAAAUGGAAGAAGAUAUUGUGCAAUAUUUAUUGAAGGAUAAUGUCGCCGUAAACACAGGGCCAAAUGCUAAAGAGUUUUUUCUAGAUCAGGCAGAAAAUGAAUUUAAUAAUGGAAAUUUGCUGAAUUCGAUAUUUUAUCAAGUGCGUGCAUUAUAUCAAGCCUCAGAGGAACGCUACUUUCAAAUUGAGGCGAAUCUUAAAUGUGAGGAGGGCGACAACAAACCCACAUUGGUAGAGAAGCUAUGUAGUGAAAUGAAUGAGUGGGAAAAAGAAGAUUUGAAAAGUAAUCCUUUCAUGCAGUAUGUGGUGAGAAAAAUAAGUAACGGAAAGCAAGCCAACCACAAUGAGAAAUCGCAGAACACAACGUGCAAUUUUUUACAAAACAUAAUAGAGCCCUUGAAGGGCGUGCAGAAAAUAGAAGGAAUUUGUCAAGAAUUGCCAAAAGAGUGGACAAUAUUGCAAUUGUGUAAAGGGCCGCGGACGGAGACCACAUAUUCAGUGUAUCCACAAAUUCAUGAAUUGGACGCCAGCAUAUAUUUAACUGUUUUGAGGCAUAUACGUAGCGCUGAAUAUCCCACACCGAUUUGCCUGCGCUUUAGUGGACCAGAGCAAAAGGAGCUUUUUCGUAAAUACGCCAAUAUUGCAAAACAAUUCAGGCAAUGCAUUAAUGUUGAUCCCAAAGAAUACAACACCAAAGAAUCAAAAAAAUUGUACUGGGAUAUGCUGUCAGAAUUGGAUCAGUAUAUUGCACAAGUGCUGAAAGAGUUGAAGAAUUUCUUUUUCCCUUGGAGUUUCCUCUUCACCGGCCAACCGUACAUAAGACCAUCGCCGGAAGCCAACGCGCUAAUGGCUCAGCAAAAGAAAGCAUUCGCCAGUGUCGAUGACUUUUGCAACGAGUACCGUUGGGCGGCGCAAGAACGCGUGCUGCUCUCCUUGACCGCCAUGAAUGUCGAUGCGCUGUCUGAACUGGAAAUUCAUGCAAUUUGCGCUUUGCUCACCAGCAGCGAACGCGAAAAGAGCAACGCUGCUAAAUUAUUACUGAAGUUGCAAAAUGCCCCAGCAGGCGCUGAAGGUAAUGUUGAAGGCGACGGCAAUGGUGCAACAACAGGUCCCUCCACUCAUCACUAUCCGGUCAUAUUAAUUGUGGAUGAGCGUCUUGAUCAUUUCUUUUGGGAGGAAAUAAAUACUCAACAAGAAUUUUGCCGAGUCAACUCUCUACAAUGUCUCUGGCGUCUACAUUGUCUCUAUGGCGAGCGCAUGCAUCGCGGUUAUUUACCCGUCAACAUUGUCGACGGUGCUUGCCUGCUGAAUCCCGAUAACAAUUUGCCAAAAACCGAGACGCGUAUGCGCUCCUUUUUCGAGUAUUGGCUACCACAUUGGCAGCGGAAGGUCGGACAGAAGCCAACACAGGAUGAACUGCUUAAGGACUUCUUUAAGCGCAGCUGUUAUGUGUACGCUGGCCACGGCUCCGGCUUGCAAUACAUCAAUGGCAAAUAUAUCGCCCGUCAACAAAUGGAUUGUGUGGUGUUCCUUUUCGGUUGUGACUCGUCACGUUUGCAUUCAAAUGGCCUCUACAGUGAAUUGGUGGGUUCGCAUUUGUAUUACCACGCUGCCAAGUGCCCCACUUUGGUGGGCACGCUGAUGCCUGGCUUGGACGCCAACAUGGAUGGCGUUGCCACGGAAAUUCUCAGCCGCUGGAUAACGCCCAAAUCGAGCAGCGUCUACGCUUGGCAAUGCAUCGAUCGCUGCAGCUGGCUCAAGGAAGGUGUAAUCAAGCCAUAUAAAUGUGAUCUGCCCACCGUCGCUGACACGCCAAUCUAUCAGCAAGGCAGCCUGUGCGCUAUUUUGGCGCGCAUACAUCAGCGCCGCUACGAAACCCGCCACUACAACACCGUGCCGUACGUGUGUCGUGGCUUGCCAGUCUGGAAUUGCGAUGUUCAACCGUUACCUGACUAGCUGGUUUAUGUAUAUAUGUAAAUUGCGUUUGCUUUGCGCACUCCUUGUCAUAUUUAAGCCGCAUGUUAUGUAUGUAUACGUUUGUAUUUCACAGUUUUAGUAAGUUGUAUGUAAAAUUGUUAGCUUUUUGGCACUAAUUAGGGGAUUUUAGUUAAAGUUGCAUGUGUGUUAAAUUAUUUGGAAGCGCACGCGUUAGUUACUUAAGCCUCUACAUGUUAAUUAGGAAUAGCUUUAGGUGUUUAAAUAUAAUAAAAGAAUUUAAUAUAAGUUUAGAAUA
Bactrocera neohumeralis is the source of this 2279-nucleotide messenger RNA. RefSeq lists its product as uncharacterized. Gene Ontology annotation, molecular function: cysteine-type endopeptidase activity. Gene Ontology annotation, cellular component: centrosome; mitotic spindle; nucleus. Bases 50 to 2002 code for a protein of 650 amino acids. NCBI's taxonomy places the organism in Eukaryota, Metazoa, Arthropoda, Insecta, Diptera, Tephritidae. Gene Ontology annotation, biological process: proteolysis; meiotic chromosome separation. The record is from RefSeq and is a predicted model, not a curated record. The transcript has 11 exons.